Plodia interpunctella (Indianmeal moth) is the source of this 1450-nucleotide messenger RNA. It is a transcript of the gene Foxg1, whose product is annotated as fork head domain transcription factor slp2-like. NCBI's taxonomy places the organism in Eukaryota, Metazoa, Arthropoda, Insecta, Lepidoptera, Pyralidae. The coding region runs from base 135 to 1082 and encodes 315 amino acids. Gene Ontology annotation, biological process: regulation of transcription by RNA polymerase II. Gene Ontology annotation, cellular component: nucleus. The transcript has a single exon. The record is from RefSeq and is a predicted model, not a curated record. Gene Ontology annotation, molecular function: sequence-specific double-stranded DNA binding; DNA-binding transcription factor activity.
CCAAGCUGAUUAGGCGGAGCUUUAUCACGGCAGUAUAAAAUGGGUCUCCCUCCUCCGCGGCCGACAGUUAGCUCUUUGCUCGACUACAGCGCGCACGCGCCUCGUGUUCUAUAAGUUGUUAUACAGUGUUAAUCAUGGUGAAGUUCGAAGGAGAUUUCAGUAUCAACUCGAUACUGAUGAACCACGCGGCGAACAAGCCGCCGCCGUCGCCGACCCCGUCGUCUACUGGAGCCUCGGCUGAAGCAGAUUUGAGUGACUCCGAACUCGACGUGACGGGAACCGAGCCCGUCGACUGCACCAAACCUAAAGAUGAAGACAGCGAAAAGAAACACAAGAAACAUGAAAAACCUGCAUACAGUUACAACGCUCUCAUUAUGAUGGCGAUCCGCAACAGCCCCGAAAAACGUCUCACUCUUAACGGAAUCUACGAAUAUAUCAUGACCAAUUUCCCGUACUACCGUGAGAACAGGCAGGGCUGGCAAAACUCCAUCCGCCACAACCUGAGUUUGAAUAAGUGUUUUGUGAAAGUGCCGCGCCAUUACGACGACCCUGGCAAAGGGAAUUACUGGAUGCUCGACGCUUCAGCCGAAGACGUGUUCAUUGGCGGCACCACUGGGAAGCUGCGCCGACGGUCGGCAUUGAACGGGCGUUCUCGCCUCGCCUGCUUCAAGCGGCCCCUAUUCCCUGGUGCACCCAUGCCUGGGGGCUAUCCCCCAGCAACCUACUCUCAACUAGUUGGAUUAUACUCUCAAUUGCUAUACCAGCGAUAUGCGCCAAUGCAAAUGAAGACUCCACCCGUGGCUCCGAGUGCAGUGCACCCAGGGUUCCGAGGCGAAAUAGGUUACAGUGCUUUACCUUACUCGCCCGCUUUGUAUUCUCCUGAGAGAAUGCCAACUAGCCCGUUCCUUGGACAGCAAUUGAUGCAAACAUCUCCUCUUCUGCCUGCAUCUCCGCCGCUGUCGGCUCAUUCUCCCCCUGCUUCUGGUUCAUCAAGCCCUGAAUUGCCAUCUCUUCCAUCUCCCUCGCACCACCCCCUAUCUCCACAUAUCUACAAGCCUGUGACAGUUUUGACGCGGCACUGACGCGGUUUGGACAUUUCCCGUGAAAACGGCCUUUAUCUGUGAUGUAGUAUUAGUGCAUGGACCAGUGGUUGAGGUUCUUUCAAUAGAAGAAUUAUGCCUGUUCCUGGCAAGGUAGCGUCAGAAUCUAUAUAAUUAUUAAAUUAUUAAGACGCGUCCUUUUUUGCCGACGGGACAGGUCUCUGUUUGUAAUCUGUAAUCUCUCUGUUUGCAAUAUUGUUAUUUACCUCAACAUCACAUUCCGCAAUUGUUUGUAUUUUUAAUUCUAUGUAAAUAAUUCCAAAGUGUAUAGAUAAUUUAUUGAAUAGUUUUAGAAUUAAGUUAAAAGAUUUAUGAUGAGUAAUAAAUAAACAGAAGUAUUGUCGAAAUAA